This is a messenger RNA of Funneliformis geosporum, 151 nucleotides long. NCBI's taxonomy places the organism in Eukaryota, Fungi, Glomeromycota, Glomeromycetes, Glomerales, Glomeraceae. The record is from the annotation of a GenBank genome assembly.
ACCAUCAUUUUUGAAUAGAAUGCAACUCAAUGAGUAUAACGAAGAACUACAACUAGCAUUCAAAUUCCAUGGUUGGCAAUAUUAUAGUCUUAAUUCAAUGUUCUAUAGGAGAGAAGAUAUAGAUUUGGAUAAACAAAAAUCACGAGAUUAG